Molecule: messenger RNA, 1404 nt
Organism: Galdieria sulphuraria
Lineage: Eukaryota; Rhodophyta; Bangiophyceae; Galdieriales; Galdieriaceae
Product: glycerol-3-phosphate O-acyltransferase
Exons: 2
Coding region: 52-1338 (428 amino acids)
Biological process (GO): glycerophospholipid metabolic process
Molecular function (GO): glycerol-3-phosphate O-acyltransferase activity
Source: RefSeq, a predicted model, not a curated record
UGGAUAAAGGAUUUGUUGUUUUAGGAGGAGAGGUGAUGAAGAAAUCAUAGAAUGCGGUUGCUAUUCCAAAGUCACAAGUUGAGUAUAUAUUCUCAUAGUUUAUGUUGCCAAAAGAAAGUGACUCGUCGUCAUAUUGACUUGUGGUUCCACUGUUAUGGACAACAAAGCAACUAUUAUGUGUGCCGUCGUGACUGGAAACCAACUUGUUCUCUCGUAGCUAUUUCUUCUUCUCACGUUACUCAAAUACCACUCGUGAAAAGACUCGAAAACUACCUCUCCCAAGCACGAGUACCUAACCACGACCAACUCACUUUCAUACAAAGAGCACACAGGUAUUAUCAACAAGGAGAGAUUCCAAGCAACUGCGAACAAGUGUUGGUGGAAUGGUACCACUCUUAUUUACAAGCUGUUUGUUCUGCUGGUAUGAAGAUGGAUCCUAAUCUAUUUACAGAAACUAUGUUUCAAGUAUUGUUGGAAUUGGUGCGUCGUUGUUGUCAACACAGAUAUCCUUUCGAACCUUUUCAUCAAAGUAUACGAGAACCGUUUGAUUAUUUAGAGUUUGGGUUGGACUUUGCUAGACCUAUAGUACACGUUGCCAAGUCUAUCAUAUUGGGAACUGAAUAUAUUAUCGGUAGCAUACCACAACAGUUGGAACGAGGAGAGAAUGUGGUGUUCUUUUCGAAUCAUCAAAGUGAAGGUGAUCCUCACGCCAUUCAUGUGUUGUUGGAAGAAAAACUGGGACAAGGAAAGUUGGCAGAGAAAAUAAUAUUCAUGGCAGGUGACCGAGUGAGAGAUGAUCCAGUAGCAAUGCCAUUUUCUAUGGGGAGAAACUUAUUAACCGUAUAUUCUAAAAGACAUAUCAAUGACUUUCCAGAAACCAAAGCAGAUAAACUGACACAUAAUAGAAAGACAAUAGCAAAAAUGCAACAAUUACUAGAACAAGGAGGAAAUAUGAUUUGGUUUGCACCGAGUGGCGGAAGGGAUAGAAGAGAUUCCCAUUCAGGUCUCGUCAAAGUUGCCGAUUUUGUACCAGAAUCAUUGGAAUUGAUGCGUUUUGUAGCGUCUCAAGUGAAAACUGUCGUUCAUUUCUAUCCAAUGGCUUUAAGAACUUGGGAUUUAUUACCACCUCCUGAUCAUAUUCAAGUAGCGUUGGGAGAAAAGCGAUAUGUUCGUUAUGUUCCCAUUGGUCUGGCUAUUGGUGAACCUAUACAAUGGCCUUGGAUGAAACAAGAACCACCUAAUGGUGUUGGAAAAGAACAAAUUCGUCAAGAAAGAGCUUCCCAUCUUCAUCACAAAGUAAAGGAAUUGUAUGAAAAACUCGGUGGAUUGGAACAAUAAAAUGGGCUAUUCAUACUCUUCUUUCUCAGUUGUUGUUAUAUGAUUAGGUAUGAUAUGCUUACAAAG